GUUUUUAAAAAUAUAGAGCAUAAACCAAUUACACCGAAAUUUCAAUUUGUCUUUAAACUGGGCUACCAUUUACGCGUGAAUGCCCAAAGAAAAUCAUUCAAUUAAACAACACAGAAGAUUGUUACUAUUUGCUUUAUUUAUGAAUUAUUAUUUUCAAGGAAUUGAUGAAAGAAUUAAAUCUUAAUAAAAGUAGGGAAAUUUAUUUAUAAAAAUGUCUACAUGCCAACUAUGUGCAGGAAGUUGCGAAGAAUGCAGGAACUUAUACGAUGAACAUGGACAAGGCACAGAAGUUUAUGAUAUUACAGUUAAAUAUUUUGAUCCAAUGUUAUUGAGCUCGAAUAUAGAGCAGGACAGCAGAGUUAUAUGUGGUGAGUGCUGGCGGCAUAUCAGCGAAUUUUAUGACUUUCAACGUUCGGUAUUAACAAUUCAAAAUAAAUUGGAAACUGAAUCCAAGCAUUUGAUACCUCUGAUUAAGCUUGAGGACGAAAUCUUAUUGGAUCAAGAGCUUCUCCCGAAAAAUGAGUGUGAGCUCUCGUUGAACGAUGUACUGGACGGUGAAUUCCUUAAUAUACGAGGGGAUGAUAUCUUGAAUGAUAUUGAAAAAACUCAGCCCACUAAUUCUGAUGACGAAAAACCUUUGAUAACACGCGCAAGACGUAAAACUAAGAUCAAAUCUGAGAGUAUUAAAAAGUGCAAUGCUAAAAAGAAAAUUUGUAAAAAAACCCCUUCAAAAGCACGGCAACAACGUACUGAGGCAGUGAGAAAAAGUAAAAGGACAAUUGGAACAAUUGGAACACUAAAUGAAAAUUAUUAUAACAAGCAAGAUAAUACUGAAAAUGUAACGAACCCAAACGACAACAUUGACAUGGCUAACAAAAGUAAAAUGGACAUGGAUUUAAGCUUUCAGACAUCAAAUGAAAUGCCCAAUACCAUCGAGAACACAUCCUCAAAUUAUGAUAGUGAGGAUAACAGAGCUGCUUCAACCGAUGGGCAACAGACACAUUUCAAUAGAUCGCAAGAUUAUGAUGCUUUUAUUUCGGAAUGGAAACAAGACUUAAGCUGCGUCGUAUGUAAUGCUGAAUUUGCAACUUUAGCUUUACUGCGUUCUCAUUUCAGACAAGAGCAUCCAAAUCACAAAUGUUACGUACUAUGUUGCCAGCGCAAGUUCUUUCAUCGUUAUCAACUAGUGGAACAUAUACGAGUACACAUUAAACCCGAUAUUUUCAAAUGUGAAGUUUGCGGAAAAUGUGCACCGCAUAGUCGAGGUUUAAGGAAACACAUAAGAGAAAGGCAUACGAAAGAAGGACAGGAGCGUCAGUAUGAAUGUAAUGUUUGUCAAAAGCGUUUCACCAAAAAACCUAUUCUUAAAGCACAUAUGGAAAUUCAUGUUACAGGCAGUAAAGAUCACAUUUGCAAGGAAUGCGGUAAAGGUUUUGUACUAGAAACACGCCUUAAAGCUCACGAACGUUCUGUUCAUAACAUAGCGUGCGUAUGUGAUCAAUGUGGGAAAACGGUGCGGGGAAAGUACGCACUUAAACGGCAUUUAUUAGAACACGCUGGCGUUACGAAACGUAAAUGGACUUGUGAUCAAUGCGAAGCCCAAUUAAAUUCUCAUUACGCUUUAAAAAGGCAUAAAGAAGCCAUACAUCACGAUGGUACAACGGUAUACGUGUGCAAGGAUUGUGGAAAAAUUGCACCAUCCGCUCAAGCAUUACGCUGCCACAAAAAAUAUGUUCAUCAAGCGGAGCGUAAGUACAAAUGCAGCAUAUGCGAUAAAGCCUUCAAGGUAGCAAUUGUGUUAAAAGAGCAUAUGGCUGCACAUACAGGUGAAGACCUAUAUCAAUGUCCAUAUUGUCCAAAAACAUUUAAAGUAAGUUCAAAUAUGCAUCAUCAUCGAAAGAAAUCCCAUCCAAUAGAAUGGGCUGAAGCAAGACAAAAUAAACAACAAACAAACAAAGUUGAUGUUAAUUUAGUUUCAAAUGAAGUAAUUCUAUAGAAAAAUUACUUGAUUUGGGUUUAAAUUGUUUUACAAUAAAUUUUUCACCUACCUAUAGC
Molecule: messenger RNA, 2055 nt
Organism: Glossina fuscipes
Lineage: Eukaryota; Metazoa; Arthropoda; Insecta; Diptera; Glossinidae
Product: zinc finger protein 154-like
Exons: 2
Coding region: 212-1996 (594 amino acids)
Cellular component (GO): nucleus
Molecular function (GO): zinc ion binding
Source: RefSeq, a predicted model, not a curated record